This is a messenger RNA of Pseudoliparis swirei, 1161 nucleotides long. RefSeq names its product intraflagellar transport 20 homolog (Chlamydomonas) (gene ift20). The transcript has 5 exons. Gene Ontology annotation, biological process: centrosome localization; protein localization to cilium; intraciliary transport. Gene Ontology annotation, cellular component: intraciliary transport particle B; cilium; centrosome. The coding region runs from base 138 to 536 and encodes 132 amino acids. The record is from RefSeq and is a predicted model, not a curated record. NCBI's taxonomy places the organism in Eukaryota, Metazoa, Chordata, Actinopteri, Perciformes, Liparidae.
CUAUCCAGUUGUAUGCCCUGAACGGAGCGCGAUACGUUUAAUUAUUAUGUUAACUAUAUGAAGAAGCUAAUUAGUGACGAGUGUCUCGUUUUCCGGUUCGCUUUUGAGAAUAGUAGCGGAAAACGGCCCCGUCGGCCAUGGCUAAAGACCCGUUAGCCGAGGCCGGCUUUUAUUUCGAUGAGCUCAACAAGCUGCGGGUCCUGGAGCCCGACGUCAGCCAGAAAACCUCCGAGCUCAAGGAGGAGUGUAAAGAGUUCGUGGACAAAAUCGGCCAGUUUCAGAAGAUCGUGGGCGGUCUGAUUGAGCUGGUGGACGAGUUGGCCAAAGAAGCGGAGACGGAAAAGAUGAAGGCCAUCGGAGCCAGAAACCUGCUGAAGUCGGUGGAGAAGCAGCGAGAGGCUCAGCAGCAGCAGCUGCAGGCGCUCAUAGCGGAGAAGAAGAUGCAGCUGGAGAGAUACCGCAUCGAGUACGAGGCCUUGUCCAAAGUGGAGUCGGAGCAGAACGAGUUCAUCGACCAGUUCAUCCUGCAGAAGUGACGCCGCGGCGCCGCGUUCCCUCCGUGCCUGACCCGCCUCCUCCAGAGUCGCCACGGCAACCGUUUCCCUCUGAAGCGUUUCCCCCCCGAGCUCAGGGCGGCCCCGUGUCCCGCUUCUUUCCACCGCACCGCGUGUGUGUGCCUGUGUGUGUGUGUGUGUGGACGCGCAUGUGAGUGUCCUUGUGUGUGUUUGUUUGCGUGUGGGUGUGUGCCUGUGUGUGUGUGUGUGUGUGCGUUUGUGUGUGUGCCUGCGCGUGUGUGUGUGCAUUUGUGCGUGUCUGUGCCUGUGCGUGUGUGUGUGUUGCCUGUGCGUGUGUGUGUGUGCGUGUGUGUGCCUGUGUGUGCGUGUGUGUGUGUGUUGUCCGUCUCAACAUCUCUGACCAACCUCAAAGAAGGCGGAGCUAUUUAUACAGAGGAAUAUUAUUUAUACUAUUUAUACUGAAGAUUACUCUGUAUCUGUUUUACUACUUUUUGUAUCAAUUUCAAUACAGCAUGCGCAUGAAGUCUGUAAAUAUCUUUAGACUUUAAAAGAUAGAAGUUAAUGACCAUUCCCUUUGUUCCUCUGGCUCAAGCAGUGGGUUUAAUGUUUUGGUUAUACUUGAAUAAAUACUUAUUAUAUUGCACAA